This is a messenger RNA of Papaver somniferum (opium poppy), 1050 nucleotides long. RefSeq names its product F-box/kelch-repeat protein At3g23880-like. NCBI's taxonomy places the organism in Eukaryota, Viridiplantae, Streptophyta, Magnoliopsida, Ranunculales, Papaveraceae. The transcript is spliced from 3 exons. Bases 1 to 1050 code for a protein of 349 amino acids. The record is from RefSeq and is a predicted model, not a curated record.
AUGUCAGAGAAAGAUCAGGAAAAAGGAAAAGCAAAAGAAACAUCUCCGGCUGCUGAUCCUGAAGUCACUCCAAUCCAUGUAGUAGACGAUUAUGAAGUCCAUAAAGCUACAAAUAACUCAUCAUCAAAAGAGCUUGCUGGUUCCAUCACUUGUGAAGAUCUGGAACGUUUUAUGGAGGAUCGAGGGAAAGGAAAUGCACCAUCUGUCCACCAUUUUGAUGAGAAUUCUUCUGAGUCAGACUCUCUUGGACAUGAGAUAAUGGAUUUCUGCUGUCCAGUUGAUUGCAGUCUGGUUGGUUCUUGUAACGGCUUAAUUUGUCUACAUGGAUUAACUGAUCAUAUUACCCCUGAUAACUAUGAUGAAGCUUCUCGUAUUGUCUAUGUACGCAAUCCCAUUACUAAAAAAUAUGUUACUCUUCCAAAAUUACCAUCUGGCGAUGAACCUGUUUAUUUCUUUGUGAUUGGAUUUGGUUAUGUUCCUACAACAAAUGAAUACAAGGUUGUUAGAAUGCAAUGGAGAAAUGAAGGGAAUAUAGAGAUUGAGAUUGGUAUGGGUGCUUGGCAAGACGGUGUGUUUGCAAAUGGCUGUAUCUAUUGGAAUUUGGGAGAGGGGGAAAUUGUGGCCUUCGAUUUGGCUGAUGAAAUGUUUGUCGAAUUACCUGAAUGUUCUGAAUUCAGGGAGAUUAUAGAUGAUGGUUGGAACAGGUGUAUUAGACUUGGGGUGUUGGGAGAUUGUUUGUGUGCUACUCACUACAAUACGGACACUGAAACUUCUGAUGUAUGGUUUUUGGAGAAGAAGCAAGAUGAAUCAUUGAUGAGUUGGAGUAUGGGAUUCAGCUUAGACGCCAAUACCGAUGGAAAUGAUAUACAAUACAGUACUCCGCUUGCCCUUACAAGUAGUGCUACAGUUCUCUGUCGCUCACCUACCGAGCUCCAUCUUUAUGACCUAAACUCCUCUUCUUCCAAAAACCUUGCGUAUAAUAAUGAAUCCUUUUAUGAUGUAAUUCCUCAUAGCAAUUCUUUAGUUUUCAUUGAUAGCAUUGUGGGAUAG